Messenger RNA from Gopherus evgoodei (Goodes thornscrub tortoise), 1328 nucleotides. It is a transcript of the gene MRPS17, whose product is annotated as mitochondrial ribosomal protein S17. The coding region runs from base 454 to 864 and encodes 136 amino acids. Gene Ontology annotation, molecular function: structural constituent of ribosome. The record is from RefSeq and is a predicted model, not a curated record. NCBI's taxonomy places the organism in Eukaryota, Metazoa, Chordata, Testudines, Testudinidae. The transcript is spliced from 5 exons. Gene Ontology annotation, biological process: mitochondrial translation. Gene Ontology annotation, cellular component: mitochondrial small ribosomal subunit; ribosome.
UGGCUCCGCCCUUUCCGGCACUAGCUCCUCCCCCUCUGGUGGCCGGUGAGGUAUGUGUAGAUCACAAUAAAAAAUAGAGAGAGAAGUAUCUCCGAGGUUUUGGAGAGACUCUUCGGCCAAGCAUAACAUUGCACAAAAGGUUAUGAAUUUGGAUCCAGCAUUUUAAUGAGAUGGCUAUUUGAACCAUGUAAAAUGAAUUGGGUGCAGUUCACUUUUCAGUGGACGCAAGGGGUCCAAGUCUACGCCCCUGAAAUCACUACCUCAGUUGCUGUCUUCAAAAUUGGGUGUAGAGGCUGACAUACAUUUGCACACCUACUUGUAGGUUUUGAUACAAGGGAGAAGAGGAGGAAUGUGGGGAAAUUUGAACUACUGCUGCUGUCUGUGCUUCACCCCUUCGAAGGACUAAAAGAGAGAUUGGGUUGGGACCAGGCACUGGAUGAUCAUAGCUAAACAAUGUCUGGACUACGUGGAGCUGUCCAUGCAAAAUGGAUAAUAGGGAAAGUAAUUGGAACUAAGAUGCAUAAAACUGCCAAAGUGAGAGUGACAAGGCUUGUGCUGGAUCCUUAUUUACUAAAGUUCUUUAACAAGCGAAAAACUUAUUUUGCUCAUGAUCCAUUGCAGCAAUGUGCCGUCGGAGACAUUGUUCUUCUAAAAGCUUUGCCUGAGCGGAGGACCAAAAAUGUGAAACAUGAACUGGCUGAGAUUGUUUUCAAGGUUGGAAAUGUCAUAGACCCAGUGACUGGAAAGGCCUGUGCAGGAACCAGGUUCCUGGAAAGUCUAACAGACUCAGAAAGUCUAACUGAAGCAGACACCACCUAUCUAAGUGAAAAGCUCCAAGAGCUAAAAGUUUCCUCAACAGAGUAAUAAAGAGUGGGAAGAGGCCAGUAAACAGAGGGCUCUUUACAUGAGGGAUUGGUUGUGCCCAUUGUCUUAGGAUGUAAAAUCUUUCUAUUGUUAGUAACAAUAAAUAAUAAACUGAAUUACUUCCAACACCAAAAUGACAGAGAGAUUUUAAAAUUGGGGAAUUUAUCAAUUAGAAAUAAUGUGGAAAAAACUUAAAUCACAGUUAAGCUGUGUUCUUAAUGUUUUAUUUUCUUAACACCCAGUUUUGCCCCAUCUUUAGCAAGAAUGUCAAAAUUACCACCUCAGUCACAAAAUUAAGAAUGGUUCUUCUUUAUUAAGAUGUUUUAAGAGCAUAAAUCUAUAUAUAGUUUAAUAUUCAUGGGAGGAUGUUUUUCCCAUGUUUGACUGUCUGAACCCUGGAACUGAAUCUGUUGUGGUUUGUAGCCUAAUAUUUAAAGUAACACAAUUAAAACUUUUUAAAAAUA